AUGCUUAUAAGAGUUUUCAGCUAUCUAGGAACACCGACUGGAGAAUAUACCACAAAGACAGGGUAUAAAGUGGCAAUUAAAAUCAAAGAAGAGGAGAACAUCAUAGGGGGAGACCACCCAGAGCUAGACUGGUUCAAGAGUGUUUGGAAGAUCCUUACGUCACCAAAAGUCAAGCUUUUCUUAUGGAAAGUUUUCCAAAAUGCCAUUCCGGUUGGAGAAUUGCUUGCAAUCAGAAACAUCAAUGUUGAUACCUGUUGCAAGAGAUGCGGUACAUUAGAAUCUAUAAAUCAUCUCUUUUUUCACUGCCCUUAUGCUAGGAAUGUCUGGAGAGCAGUCCCAGUGUCUCCGGGGGUGGAACUGAGUGGAUCAAUAGAUUUACGUGAUGUUUGGACGAACUUAGUUGAAAGAACUUGCCUACCGCCUACAGGGCUAGCAGCUGGUCAUCUGGCGCCAUGGAUUUUAUGGCAACUCUGGAUAUCCAGGAACAGCCUAUGUUUUAAGGAUAAGGAAAUCUCAGUGGAGGAAACGGUUACAAAAGCCCUGAAGAUGGCAAAGGAAUGGAAUGAUGCUCAAGAAAAGCAAAUAAAACCUAAACAACGUGUAAUAGCUCGACAGCCUCCUCCACCAGACUGUGAUCUUGUGAGAUCAGAUGCUGCAUGGCGUGCUACAACCCAGAUGGCGGGGCUAGGAUGGACUAUUUCAAAGCAAACGGCAGUUACGUCGAGGUAUCGGGCAGCGUUCACGGUGAAUUCAGCCCUUGUAGCAGAAGGAUUGGCGAUGAGACAGGCGAUGAAGGAGUGCAAAGAACAGGGGAGCAAGAGAUUGAUCUGUGAAUCAGAUUCCGCUCAGCUUAUCAAAGCCCUCAAUGGAGGAGAAGUGCCUUUGGAGCUUUACGGCAUUGUGGCCGACAUUCACAACUACUCUGUUCAUUUUGAUGUUAUCUUUUUCCAAUGGAUUUCUAGAGAUAAGAACACUGUUGCUGACUUGUUGGCAAAACAGGGACUUGUAGAGGGUGAAGUCUUAAUGGCUAGCACCUAA
Brassica rapa (field mustard) is the source of this 1038-nucleotide messenger RNA. RefSeq lists its product as uncharacterized. Gene Ontology annotation, molecular function: RNA-DNA hybrid ribonuclease activity; nucleic acid binding. The record is from RefSeq and is a predicted model, not a curated record. Lineage: Eukaryota; Viridiplantae; Streptophyta; Magnoliopsida; Brassicales; Brassicaceae.